CAACUAGAAAUGUUCCAAAUAAUUAUUUUCAUAAAAUUAGCCCUAAUCUAUAUAUUUAGAAUUUUCAGUUCUUGAUACCACAGUUCUUGAUAUAAUUUAUCACUACUGUCAUUGGGCCUUACGCCCAGUGGCAGAAAAGAAAACUACUUCAAGAGUUUUUAUUAAAAGCUUUUUGUUAUUACAAAAAUUAAAGAAAUGGAUUAUCCAACACUUAACAAGCGUACUAAGCCAAUACCUGGAGGAAGUACUGAAGAAGAGUAUCGUCAAGUUAUGCGUAAAAUUAUGGAAGGUUUAACAACAGAAAACCUUGAAACGGUUUUAUUUCUUUGUAAGGAUCAUAUUCCUCAUGGAAGGGAAGUUAAAACUACUCUCCAGUUUCUGAAAUUUCUUGAAGAUCGUGACCUUGUAUCACAGGACAGUGCUAUUUUCAUAGCUGAGGUACUUCACAUUAUCCGCCGAAUGGAUCUUCUUAAAGUGAUUCCGUGCAUUAAAAACAAGCAACAUUUUGAAUCAGAAUAUCUUGCACUUACCUAUUGUUCAUUCUCUAACUACAGGGUUUUAACAGUUCAACUCCAAGAGCAAUUAUCUCAAAGGGAUUUUGAAACAUUUCGUCAUGAAUGCUCUGUUCAUUUGAAUGUUCGAAGCUUAGACAGUGCAACAAAUGUUCUUCAGCUACUCAGAAAAUUGGAAGAAGAAGAUGUUAUAUCCCAAGAUGACUUCGAUCAACUAAUCAAAAUUCUUGAAUGUAUUGAGAAUGUGAAGCCGUUAAAAUUUUUUCAGAGAUUACUCGAUGGAGAUGAAGCAGUUGCAGUGCCGGCUACAAAACAACCACAGAGAAAUCAUGGGCAGCAAGUUAUGUACGCUGAUCGUUCUAAUGUUCAACCUAACCCGUCCCCGGCGCCGUGGCCUGAAAAUACUGGAAGAGUUGAACCUAUGCCUUUUGGCCAACCACCCAAGUAUGAAUCUAUCCAUGGGGUUCAAACAUGGCAGACUGGAAGUUUUUACGAUGAACCAACACCGGGAAAGUCUCACGCUAAAGGCCCUGUAAGAUAUGAAUUCGAUAGGCAAGGUAGUGCCACAACGUUUUCCCGAUCUAAUGCCAGAUGGUUUCAGGGUGAGGGGGAAGUUACUCCCAAGCAGUUGGUUGGUGGCAAUGCCAGAUUCAACAAUGCUCAUCAGUAUCAAUCUAUGCCUCCUCAACAUAUGCAUCACCCGCAGUUUCAGCGCCAUACAAGUGAAAAUUCUGUGUUUUCUUCCAUGCCUAUAAAUUUUGAAAGAUCUCCGCCACAUUUUGCAGAACAAUUAUCCGACACAUCCCCUGAACCACUUCCUGUGCGUCAUAUCGAAACUUAUCCACGUUUCGAACGGCAACAUGGUUAUUUUGAAUAUGAGAGAAAUCGACGUUCAACACCAAGCGUUGAUGCCCCGCAAGUUUAUGCUUCUCCGAGCAUUUUGUCUCAUCAUCAACCGGUUUACCCAUAUGGGGUAAUGCAACCACAGGCUCAGCAUAUGCACUAUCAAGUUAUGCCUCAUACAAUACCCCCACGUAUUCCUGAAGUUGUAAAAGAGCUACAGAACCUCUCAAUGAACGAGAGUGAUGCUGUUAAAGAUGGUAGUAGAUAUAUUCCUGUUGAUGAGACUGAAAUAAGUGUUUCAAAUAAAGAAAUUGGUGAUCUUGCUUCACCCAAACAGCAGUCAAGUCCAAGUUCCAGUCCAGGAAACGAGAAAACAAUAGAAGAGCUGCAAAAACGCAAUAAAGAAUUAGAAAAUUUUAUGUACGAACAUAAAGUCGCUGGAUCAUACAAAAUGGACAGCUCUCCUGCUGGUAUAUGUCUACUGAUUAACAAUGUGAAUUUUGAGAAAAACAGAAAAUAUGAAGAGCAUGAUCGAAGAACGAAAUUGAAUGAACAAAUUACCAACCCAUCUCAAAAACAAAGCCUCCCAAGGCUGGACUUGAAAGACAGAGCCGGUAGUAAUAUUGAUGCUGAUAAACUAGAACGGUUGUUCAAAAAUUUUGAUUUUAUUGUUCAGAGACACGAUGAUUUAGAUCAACGAGGUAUACUUAGGGUCAUGAAAGAGGUGAGCUCUGCUGAUCAUGCAGCCUACGAUUGCUUUUUGCUUAUUAUUUUGUCUCAUGGCGACAAUGGAUGUGUCUUUGGUGUAGAUGGAUUUCCAGUGAACAUCACAAAGAUCCAAGAUUACUUUUUUGCACAAAACUGCAACACUCUUGUGGACAAGCCAAAGAUUUUCAUAAUUCAGGCGUGCCAAGGCACCAAAAAAAUGCCUGCUGUUGCCCCUGAUUCUGAUAUUAUGCAUGAUGGUCCUCAAGCUGAGAACAACACUGUUCCAAACAAGGCUGAUUUUCUUGUUGCAUUCUCAACAGUGCCUGGCUUUGUAUCAUACAGAUCCCGGUUAGCUGGAUCAUACUUUGUAAAAGAAAUUGUUCAAAUUUUCAAGAAGCACUUCGAACGUCAAGAUUUACUGAGUAUGAUGAUCAUGGUAAAUGACGAAGUGGGAAAAUACGAAAACAAACAAGUUCCCAUGCCAGUUGCAACACUUCGCAAAAAAGUUUUCUUUCAUUUGAAAAAAGAUUCUGAGCUCAGUGAUGAAGAGGAUCCAGAGCAAGAUGAAAUACCUGGUCCUGAAACAUCUGGAUUACAGUUGAACUUGGACAGAAUUUCGGAGGAAGGUGCAGUCGGUGGUAUUGGCACGGCAUCUACGAUUCCGCGAGAGAGAGUGAUGCAAAGCAUGCAAGAAUCUGGGGAGCAAGAUGAAUAGAUUGAAAAAAGUAUUUUGUAAUACUUAAGCGUUGGGGGAAGUAUGACUGAACUAUAACAUUUCAAAAGUGACUUGUGAUAAUGGUCGUAUCGCUUUUUGUAGCGAUGCUCAUCAGCUGUAGUGAUCAUUUGCUUCAUGCAUGAAAUUUUAUAACAUUUGUUAUUUUGGGACAACUGUUGGAAUUUGAAUCAGUUUGAAACAGUUAUUCCAGUAUUUUGCUUUUUCAAUUUUCAAACUGCUGACACGCACAAAAUGAGUUUGCAGAUUUGACAUAAAUCAUGAUGUCAGGUAUAUGAACAGAUAAAUACAACAUUUUAUAUAAUGAUGGAUAAUACGAAAUAUGUUCCAUACAUCGCUGAUACAUAUGUAUAUAUUCAGUUUCUUAUUAUUGUGUGCUAUUUGCUCUGUUACAUAUUUCAAAAAUCAAAAUUUUUUUUCUCAUGUGAUUGAUGAUGCAACAUAAAGGCAUGUAGAUAUUCAUCAAUCUUGUGAUGUUUUGAAUACUUUUGAAUACCAGAACAAGUACAGCUUUGAAACCCACACAAUUGCCCCUGGUCCAUAAUGACGGAAGAUAAAAAAAAAGUCUGUUUUUGAUAAUGUGACACAAUCUACUUUGGUUCACAUACUUCUCGUGAUAAUGCCUUUAAUUAAAAAUCUUGAUACUUGCGAAACAUGUAUCAAUUAUAACAUCAUAAUAACAAUCACUUAGCCGCAUGUUUUUCCUGUUAAAUUCAUUUUUAUUUAUGCUUUUAUAAAACCACACAGACUUUUGGAAAGGUAUAUUCAGAUAUGAAUAGUAGAAAUAGCCUCAUGACCGAGUGACUCAAUGUUCAAAGUAGUUGGGUUUCCCAGUGUCGUCCUUACUUUGAGGAAAUGAUUAAGUUGAUGUAAUGAAAAUUUUAAAGACCAGUUUAUUUAAACAAGACAAUAGUCAUUGAUUUAUACAAUGCCAAUUAUGAUCAGUUCUCUAUGUCACAGGUUCAGUAUAGUUUAAUAUGAAUGGACAAAACCAUUAUUAAAAUUUAUUUAAUGCAAUCCCAUUACUGCUCAAUGAAAUACUGUAUUUCCCACUUGUUAUGUGAUGUAUUCCACAUUUUUCUUGCUGUUUUCGCAAACAAUCCUUUGUAUGCUUUGUCUGACUGUUAUUUUCCAGCAUGACCAUAAAAAAGUUUGAAAAACACUAAAAACAUAGUUUAAAAAUUAUUUUCGUACAUGUUGAAUCUUGCUUCAUUUUGUCGCAUAUAUAAAUAAGCCAUUUUGACUAAAGUGAAAAAUCGGGAAGAUUUUAAUACACCUAUUUUUUUUUAUUUGCAAUGAGUAUAAUUGCUCAUUUAUGUUGCUAGAAUUUGGUAGGUGUGCGCGAAAUUAUUAAUUUGAAUGAUUCUAUAUUUGUAUUAUUAGUGAAAAUUCAAUUUGUACAAGAAGCCGCAGAUAUUUCAUAUUAUAUUCUUUUCCUAUCCCUAGAGACACAAAACUAUGGCAUGCUUUUGAAUUCUGGUCGGUGUAUUUCUAAAAUAAUGAUAAUCUAUAGACCUCACAAUAUGUCGUCGGUGAAAUCCCACCGAAAUAACUCAGCUCUUAUUGUAACAGCCAUGAUCUUUGUUUGUUGGCCUUUUCAAAAUCGCUAGACCGUUUCAUGAAACCGUUGUGACUUUCGGUUGAUUAAUCUUGUUCUAUAGAUAAAAUUGUGAUGUAAUGUUGUUUUUCAUAAUGACUUUGCUUGGUUUUCCAUUUGUGUUUACCCUGACUGGUAUGUGGCUUUAUUUCAUCAUUUUCUCUGACGUAAAAAGGUGGAUCUUGUACAAAUAUUGACUUGAUAUUCAUUUGUGUGUUUAAUAAUUAACGAUUGUAUUCUGAUUUUGUUUGCUUGGUGUGCACUGUUCUGGUCUUCUUUCGUUUAGGCAAAACUGUAUCUUGCUUGGGGUAUUCCUAUCUCAUGAUGGACUGAGGAAUCUCUUAUUUAUCAUGCAAAUACAUGUGGACUAAUUUUGGUCCAGGCCUUGAAUGUUACAGUCCCAGUGCAAACAGAAAUUAUUUGGUCUAUCAAGAAAUUCAACUUUUUUUUUUGUACCUUGACUAGAUCAUCGACUGAGAAGUACUUAUGGCGUAAAUGUAAAAAUAUCAUUUUGCCAGUCCAUGGGGAUGCCCGUCUUGUUUGAGAUUCUGCAUCUGGGGUGUAAUUUUCAACUAACAGCUUUGUUAUUUCCUGUCCUAUGUAUAUUUAUUGGAGAUGUCUUCCAAUAAAGGAUAACCAAUAUUAUGAUUAGAACUUAGAAGUAUGUUUAUUUCUACCCUUUUUUUUCAAGUCAACUUUUUGUUUUUGCUUAGCCGUAGUGAAGCUUUGCAUAAUAAAUUAUAUAUAAAAA
This is a messenger RNA of Styela clava, 5144 nucleotides long. RefSeq lists its product as uncharacterized. Gene Ontology annotation, molecular function: protein binding; cysteine-type endopeptidase activity. Lineage: Eukaryota; Metazoa; Chordata; Ascidiacea; Stolidobranchia; Styelidae. Gene Ontology annotation, biological process: proteolysis; regulation of apoptotic process. The record is from RefSeq and is a predicted model, not a curated record.